AUGACGUUCCGCGGCCACCUCAACGCGGGGCCCCUCAUGGAGCUGAUAGAGGAUACCCACCCGCUCGGACGCAAGCGCGAGCUCGCCGGAAUCACCCCGGACACCCACAGGGCGGAGUACGACUUUCUCGUGGGCGAGCCAGGGGCGCCCUCCGCACCCGACGCCCCCGGGGCGCUCGCGCUGCCGAAGCAGCAGCCGUUCAAGGUUGGAUGGAAGGGAAAGGCGCGCGCGGAGGAGCCCGCGAAGGACAGGUUCGAGAAGAUCGAACAACGCUUCCAGAAACGUGAGGCGUUCUUGCCCAUCCGGCGCGAGUACAUCCGCGACAACAACGACAAGACGGGCCUGCACCCAAUCACCGGCGAGGUCGUCGACGCGAACAAGCACGUGAAGUGCAACGGGCGCGACAUCGACCCGGACGUCAGGAGCAGAGGGCCGCGGCACCUGCCGGAGCGAACGCCCGCGAUGUCGGCGUUCGACGAGCGAAGGGCACUCAGGGCGGAGACCCGACGGCCCAUCCGCGAGGAUUUCAUACUAAAGGAGGGUCUCGCCAACGCGCCCCCCGACCGGUUGAGCGCGAGGGAUAACUUCGUCCCGCCGUCGUCGAGGCUGCCGGACGGGCGAUGGGCGACGGGCCACGAGCUCGUGGACGUGGGCGGGGACGCACGGAGGAGCCCGCCGAAGAUUUACACGCCCUACGCGCUGGACGAGGAGGAGUGA
This is a messenger RNA of Micromonas commoda, 717 nucleotides long. RefSeq lists its product as hypothetical. Bases 1 to 717 code for a protein of 238 amino acids. Lineage: Eukaryota; Viridiplantae; Chlorophyta; Mamiellophyceae; Mamiellales; Mamiellaceae. The record is from RefSeq and is a predicted model, not a curated record. The transcript has a single exon.